Molecule: messenger RNA, 414 nt
Organism: Symbiodinium necroappetens
Lineage: Eukaryota; Dinophyceae; Suessiales; Symbiodiniaceae
Source: the annotation of a GenBank genome assembly
ACUGAAGCAUUGUGUGAAAGCGUGGGCUAUCGUCCGAUCGACGAAGCGCUCGCGGAGCACGUGAGAACCAACGGCUUGCACAUCUGCACGGAGGUCGUCGAGGAUGCCAGGAAAGCAAUACUCCGAGGGGCCGAGCAAAUCUUCGCAAUUAUUGCGAUGACUACCAACAUUGCAGACGGCGAACUGACGCUUAGCGGAGUGCAGUUGUUGGGCCAGGAUCUGCCUGAUGUCAAAGGCUUUCUGCAGCAUCAGAUCUUCGUCUCCGCUGUCAAGCAGGGAAAGGAGUCCAAGCGCUCGGCGACCGAAUCGCCUGCGGCUGCCACAAAGUGCAGAACGCUGGGAAAGUCGCCUACGGCAGGCAGCGUUGACAGCAUUGAAUCCGCAGAGCAGCUGCGAAAGAAACUUUUCCAGUGA